AUGGCUCGUGGCGCUGGAAAGCGAGCCAACAGACCUGCCACCAGCUCGACCACCAGCACAAAGCCACCUACGAGCACUGCCUCCAAUCCUCCCGCCCCCUUUCAAUACGCCCCUACCUCACUCCGACCGUUCCUUGCCACCCUUCCCACGGAUCACAUAUACCUGGUUCACCUAGACCACACGCCGCCGAGUCUCAAGAAGCGCGUAUUCGCUGUCCCCGCCCUCCUCAAUGUGGCCAUUACGACCGCGCUCUGCUUCCGUCUCUACUACGCCGUGCCGGUUUACCUGGAACAAAUAAUAACGAUAUUUGGAUAUGACACUGCUUAUAAAAUUGACACAAAGACUGCAGGGGUGGGUGAGCUUAUGAAUGCCGUCAUUUCACGAACAGCCUUGCUCAUGCUCGACUAUGUCAUCUUUGGUUGGAUUGGAAGCUGGCCCCGAGAAUUUGUCUUUGGCAGCAGGCUGUUGAGAUCCGUGGGUCCGGUGGAAUGGAGGAUGACGAUGGGUUUCCGGGAUACGGAGAUUAUUGUUCGCAGAGGCCGGCUGUGGGAUACACCUUUGCUUCUUGGAGACAAGCCAGAUGAAGCAAAGACCUGGAAUUUGGACGACGAAUUGACCAUCAAAGUCAAAGUCGAUCCAGCCAUGCGGCAUGAGAUUCUUGAGAAGACCGGGUUUCUCCUCCUUGACAGGGAUUGGGAUCUCGACUACAAGGCAAUGCUGGACGCACACAGGCUAGUGGAGAAAGGAGUGAUUCAAUUAAAAGAACUGGAGAAUCUAGCUCUGGCAUAUCAUGAGAAGCAGUGGUUGGUCUGGAAAGUCCAUGAGACGACAGACCUUACCGCCAACGGACAACAGCAGGACAGCACCGUGGAGAGGUUCAGACGCAUUCUUACAGAUCUCGGUGCCCAAGCAGUCUUCUUCCGCUGGAUUGAGAUUGUCCAGUAUGAGACCUCGCAGCCUGGAGGCUUUACCCAAGGACGACAGGCUGAAGCGAUCCGCGAACUGAGGGCUCGCUUGGAGAAGAAAGGGGUGGAUUACGCCAAAUUCUGGGAGGAUAUCGGCGGACAGGCCGGUCUUCCUGGGUUCGAUGUACAAAACCAAUGA
Molecule: messenger RNA, 1104 nt
Organism: Fonsecaea erecta
Lineage: Eukaryota; Fungi; Ascomycota; Eurotiomycetes; Chaetothyriales; Herpotrichiellaceae
Exons: 1
Coding region: 1-1104 (367 amino acids)
Source: RefSeq, a predicted model, not a curated record